AUGGGGUGGGGAGGCGGCGUCCUCUACUGCCCUGGCCACUCUCUGUUGCCGCUGUCUCCUGACUGUAGUUCUACCGCGGCUGACAAGGGGCGUCUUUUUCCCGGCUGUGUGAGGGUUGGAAAGAGUUAAACAGAUUCGACUCCAACUUUCCCUCAGAGAAGCUGGAAUUGGGAAAACUCACUUUCCCAUCCGGAUUCUCGUUCCCCAGCUUGCAUUCUCCGGCUGGCUCCACCUUCUCUGUACGUGUUUUGUACCCUGGGCCGUACCUGGAGCAAAUCCGAGGAGCCGAGGCUUUGGCUCUGAAUGACUUACUCUCUGCCACACUGCCCCGUCCAUCAGCCACCCCGUACUGGGCUCAGGACCGUGAGAGAGAGGACGGAGCAGCACCACCUCGGGGCUUGGGAGAUGGAAUUUCUUAGACCAGCCCGGUCCCUCACCCUGACCUUCCCCGAAUGACCUUUUCUUGCCUCUGGAUGUCGGGGUUAUUGCUGGUGGUGAGUGUGUGGGUGUGUAAGACUUGCAAGCCUGAAGCUUGUCGGAGAGCAGCCACAUCUAUCAGCGUCAGACUGGCCCCAGGAGCCCCGGGCAGUAGCUCUCGCCCUUCUUUGUGGAAGCUGCGGGCCCUGAACUGCACUUUUGGGCUGCCUGCUCUCAGACGGAAUAAACAAGCUUCUCUGCAGCACCCUAUGCAACGAGGCGUGUUUAUAGAGCUGUUUCUUCUCCUCUGGAGGACUCUGUGCAGUGUUUGACACUGUUGAUCGCUGCCAUGGAUGGAGAACAGAACCCAUUCACUAUUGUGUUAGAACGAGAAAAUGACACCUUGGGAUUCAACAUUAUAGGAGGUCGACAAAAUCAGACUAAUCAAGAAUCAUCAACUGAAGGAAUUUAUGUUUCAAAAAUUUUAGAAAAUGGACCUGCUGACAAAGUGAAUGGACUGGAGCUUCAUGAUAAAAUCAUUGUGGUGAAUGGGAAGGAUCUCUCGAAGGCCACCCAUGAAGAGGCAGUGGAAGCUUUUCGAAAUGCCAAGGAGCCCAUUGUGGUGCAAGUGUUAAGGCGAACGCCUCUCAGUAGACCUUCGUAUGGGACAGUCCCGGAAGUGCAGCUCAUGAAUGCCAGCACACAGACAGACAUCACAUUUGAGCACAUCAUGGCCCUGGCCAAGCUCCGGCCACCCACCCCUCCGGUGCCAGACAUCUGUCCAUUUCUGCUCUCAGACAGCUGCCACUCUCUUCAUCCGAUGGAGCGUGAAUUUUAUGAGGACAAUGAGUAUCUCUCUAGCCUGCCUGCUGAUGCAGACAGAACAGAGGACUUUGAAUAUGAGGAGGUUGAGUUGUGUCGGGUUAACAGUCAAGAGAAGUUGGGCCUCACAGUCUGCUACCGGACGGAUGAUGAAGAAGACACUGGCAUUUACGUCAGCGAGGUGGAUCCAAAUAGCAUUGCUGCCAAAGACGGCCGAAUUCGAGAAGGGGAUCGGAUUCUGCAAAUAAAUGGGGAAGACGUCCACAAUCGAGAGGAGGCUGUGGCGUUGCUGUCGAGUGAGGAGUGUAAGAGAAUCGUGCUGCUUGUUGCAAGGCCAGAGAUUCAGCUGGAUGAAGGCUGGCUGGAAGAUGAAAGGAAUGAAUUCUUAGAGGAGUUAAACUUGGAGAUGUUGGAAGAACAGCAUAAUGAAGCAAUGCAGCACACUGCCAAUGAGGUGGAGCAGCCAAAAAAGCAAGAAGAAGAAGAAGGUACAACAGAUACGGCAACAUCCUCCUCCAACAACCAUGAGAAGGACAGCGGGGUGGGGCGCACAGACGAAAGCUUGCCGAAUGAGGAGAGCUCAGAGCAGGAGAUCGCAGCCGAGGACCCCAGCGCCACAUCUUUGAACAGCAAGAGAGAGCUGGGGCAGAGCCAGGACACCCUGGGAAGCCUGGAACUUCAGUGCAAUGAGAGCUUCGUGUCUGGCGAAUACAUUGACUCAGACUGCACUGGCAACCAGGAUGAGUGCGAACGAUUCCGACAGCUCUUAGAGCUCAAAUGCAAAAUCCGAAACCAGGGAGGGUGUGAUCUGUAUUACGCCAGCAGCACAAUCGAAUGCAACCAAGGGGAGCAGGAGGGAGUAGAGCAUGAGCUACAGCUGCUAAAUGAAGAGCUAAGAAACAUUGAGCUGGAGUGCCAGAACAUCAUGCAGGCCCACAGGCUCCAGAAAGUGACAGACCCAUAUGGGGACAUCUGGGCUCUGCACGAUGGGGGAUUCCGAAAUUAUAACACCAGCCUAGACAUGCAAAGAGGAAAACUAGACGACAUUAUGGAGCAUCCAGAAAAGUCAGACAAGGACAGCUCUAGUGCUUACAACACAGCCGAAAGCUGCAGAAGUACUCCACUCACAGUGGACCGUUCCCCGGACAGUUCCCUUCCCAGAACGAUCAACCUCACUAACAAGAAAAACCUGGGAAGCACCAUGGCCCCCCGUCAGCCCUCCUCUGGACAGAGCAGCAAAGAGUCAAUGUCCACCAGAGCCAAGGCCACCGAACAAGGCUGCAGCACAGAAAGCCAGGAGAAGCUUCUGGAAAGCAGCCAGCGUCUGGACCCCGAGAAGACAGGCAGCGAGCCCAUCCCUUACCUCUCUCCCUACCACAGCUCCUCCUACAGGUGCGCCAACAUCCCAACCCACGCCAGGCAUUACCAGAGCUACAUGCAAUUAAUCCAGCAGAAGUCGGCCGUGGAGUACGCGCAGAGCCAGCUCAGUCUGGUGAGUGUGUGCAAGGACCCUCAGAAGGGGUCCGAGCCCAAGAUGGAAUGGAAGGUGAAAAUCCGGAGCGACGGGACCCGCUACAUCACCAAGAGACCUGUGCGAGACCGGAUCCUGAAGGAACGUGCCUUAAAGAUCAAGGAGGAGCGCAGCGGCAUGACCACCGACGACGACACCAUGAGCGAGUUGAAGAUGGGGCGCUACUGGAGCAGAGAGGAGCGCAAGCAGCACCUGGUGCGCGCCAAGGAGCAGCGCCGGCGGCGCGAGUUCAUGCUGCGCAGCCGGCUGGAGUGCCUGCGGGAGGCACCGCAGAGCGCCGGCGAGGCCCGGAAGGAGCCUAGCAUUCUGGAGCUGAGCCACAAAAAGAUGAUGAGGAGGAGAAACAGGAAAAUCCUGGACAACUGGAUGACGAUCCAGGAACUGAUGACUCACGGGGCCAAGUCUCCGGACGGCACUAGGGUGCACAGCGCCUUCCUGUCCGUCACCACGGUAUGACCCCGUGGACCCCAGCGACUGCCUUCCAGAGGGUGCUACCAGUUUGGGUAGAGUUUGAUCGCCUCGUUCAAUGUGGCGUUUUUAUAUCUAUUUUGUGACUCUUUAUAGUUUAAAUUUUUUGUAAGCGAAAAAUAACCUGGUAAAUUUUCAUUUGAUUUUUCAUAUACUGGUACCUUCUUUUUUGGCUGAGGUCUUUCCUUAACUUACGAUAUAUUCCUAUUACUCAUUUAUAAAAAACAUAAUAAAACAAAAAAUACUUGAACAAAAAUACUGAGGAGCUAAUUAAUUUCCUAUUUUAAUGUAGGUUAAAAUCUGGAUUUAUUUCUCUAGUUUACUUAUUUUCUACUUUAAUAACAACUCAAUGCCAAAACAUUUCUAUGCUUGCUUCCUGGCAUAAUACAUAUUAAAUCAAACCUGUUAAUAAAUCACAUGCCACAUCUUGUCUUACGCACACAGAAAAAAAAAACCUUUUUAACAUUCUGUUGUACAUUUAACACAUAAAUGGCCAUUGUCUUUGUCCCUGUAAAGUGUAGGUCAACAGUAGGCCUGUGAUAUGGAGUGACAUUGGUCAUGUAGCUAGAUAAUCGUGGUAACUGUGACAAUAAAAGAGAAAUAAAUUAUUGAUUAUCCUUAAGAAAAGUUACUAAGGAGUGUUUUAUUUUCAUUGUCCACUGUGGUUAACAGAUAUAAAUUAGUUAUAUAUGUAUACUAUUUAGAAGAACCCUAAUUGUAGGUUAUAAACUGUGCUCAUUUUCUAUCACCUUUUCAAUAAAGUCUUGAAAUACUUCCUAUGGGUCAUUGUGUCACAUAUUCCUACCAGAAUUACACUACAUACACACACACAUACAUACACACAUACAAAAAAAAUGCUUCACAGAUGCUAACUAAACAUUUGAAAUGCUCCGCUUGCCUGCCACCCAUGUAAGGUAAAGUCAAGAAAAGUUUAGGAAUAGAUGGAGAAAAAGGAUUCAUGAAGUAUCUGAGAUUAUUCAUCAUUGGAUGUACUUUGCUUGGGCUGCUGUAACUAAGGGCCAUAGACUGGGACUUAAACAUCAGGAAUUUAUUUCUCACAGUUCUGGAGACUGGAAGAUUCAAGAUGAAAUACAUUGGAGGUCAGAAUUUCAACAUACAAAUUCUGAGGAAACAAAACUGAGUCCACUGUACUGACUGCCUCUAUUUAGUUGAUUAUUUACGAAUAAAAUUUAGAGAACCAGCUUUGCAAGAAUUUGUAGCAUAUGCAACUAAAUGCCUUGUGUGUAAUUUAUUAAAACCCUCUCCUGUUGAUCAUCAUUGCCCCAGACGGCCAUAUGAUCCAAGUGAAUAUAAACAUGAGUUUCAUCAAGUUUUCAUUCAACCCAACAGGCUGUUUUGACAUAAUGGCUAUACAACAUAUGAAUGCCUCAGGAGACAUUUUCCUGUAUACAAGUCUCAGAGGUUUCCUAUUAGCCCUUGAAGCAGAUUCUGAUGCCUCAGUGUUAGAGCCAAAGCCAUCGUCAAAAUUUGCUACCCUGUCUGCUGCCUUGUAAGACCUUCUCUGAGCUAUUCUUGGCCCCUUAAUAUUUGCUCAUUCCCCUGAAGGUAUCAUGUUAUUCUGCUUGUGGAGUUUCUAUGACAAAUUCUAUACCUCCCUUAGCAUGUGAUCACACAUUUUCUUUUGUGGUAUUUUGAUGACAGCAGUCUCUCUCAGCUCUUUGGAAUACACUAUUGUGCAUAUUGUUUUACCUGUAUUCUUUUGUUACUGAAACACAUAAACAAUUUAUUGUCUCUUUGCAUAGAUUUUUAAUUUGUCGAGAGAGGCCCUUAUGUCCUUCUGGUUUUGCAACCCCUUGGUAAAAUGCCAUUUAAAUAAUAAUGAAUAUAAGUUGGGCUAAAUUAUUUUACUCAUAUUUCUCUUCCACAUAUUAGUCCAUCUGUUACUGUUUUCCUUACUCUUCUAUCCUUCCACAUUUUUACCUUUUGAAGGGUAACCACAUAGAAGAAAACAAAUAUCUUAUUUACAUAUAAUGAAAAUAUGGACUCGAGUUUUUAAAUAGUGAUAGUAAUAACGAACCAAAGCAACUAAAAAUUUCAACAUUUCUAAUUUUAUCCACUGUCAAUUCAAUGACUUAACACUACUUUGAGUGCACUCAGAGUUAACUUUUAAUAUUGCAGUUUUAAAUAAAAAUGCCUGUCUACCUUAAGGGUCUGUUUCUUCCCACACCACACACCUUAUACUAAUGUGUAGAUUUUCUGGAUAGAUCUCACAAAACACAGCAUUUCAAAAGUUAUCAGUUUAACUUCAUUUUUACUAAGGCCAAAUAAUGCUUGCCAAUUUUUAAAAAAAUGUGAUGUUGGUGUUUUUUGUGUCUGUUUAUAUACUUUUACAAGUUAAGAAAUGUCUCUUUUUCAAAAAUCAGUGAAAAUUUGAAGUGCUAUGCUUUAUCUUUCUACAUAACCUCAUUUGUACUAAACAUGUUUUUUAAG
Heterocephalus glaber (naked mole-rat) is the source of this 5689-nucleotide messenger RNA. It is a transcript of the gene Pdzrn4, whose product is annotated as PDZ domain containing ring finger 4. The record is from RefSeq and is a predicted model, not a curated record. Lineage: Eukaryota; Metazoa; Chordata; Mammalia; Rodentia; Bathyergidae. Gene Ontology annotation, molecular function: ubiquitin-protein transferase activity; protein binding. Gene Ontology annotation, biological process: protein ubiquitination.